AUGGACACCAACCUGAACCCAUGGGUGCCCAUGACCGCAGACAUGAAGGCGGACAGCGGGAAGGCGAACUGUGGAGGACCCACCCACUUCCGCUUGGACUUCCGACUUCCGCUCCGGAGCGGAGGAGGACCGUUCCUGGCGCAUGUGCAGCGGUUGCCCGCCUCCGGAGGUGAGGGCGGCAGGAUCCGGGCGCAUGCGCAGCAGUUGCCCGCCUCCGGAGGUGAGGGCGGCAGGUUCCGGGCGCAUGCGCAGCAGUUGCCCGCCUCCGGAGGUGAGGGCGGCAGGUUCCGGGCGCAUGCGCAGCAGCUCCGGCGUCCGGUGGUGAGGGCGGCAGGUGCGGCGAGGGCGGCGGCUCCGCAGGACUGGCCCGACGCUGAGGUGAGGACCCCGGGAGCGAACCGCGAGCCCCGGCCCAGUAACUGUACCGAGGGCGCCGCCGCCCGGCCUAUCCGCCCGGCCCGGCCCGGCCCUGCCCGCGGCCCACGCCCGCCGCUGCCCCGAGGCCGCCUGCCCGCCCGCCCGCCCGCCAUGCCUCGCGGUCGGAAGAGUAAGCUUCGCGCGCGGGAGAGGCGCCAACGCGCCCGCAACGAGGCCCGCGCCCGGGGCGUCCAGGCCGCCAUGGGCGCCGAGGGGCCGCCCGCGGGCUGCCUGUCCGUGCCCGGGGCCGCGCCGCCCCAGGCCCCCCCGGCCGGCGCCGCGGGGCCCGCGCGGGCCAGAGGCCAGGCCCCGAAGAGCAGGGCGUACCCGUGGGCCGGCGCGGCGGCCGAGGGCGCGGGGCCCGACCUGCUGGCGCAGAAGGCCACGGUGCUGGUGGAGUACCUGCUGUACCAGUACAAGAUGAAGGAGCCCAUCCGCCGCGGCGACAUGCUCAAGAUCGUGCACAAGCGCUACCGCAAGGACUUCCCCGACAUCCUGGCGCGCGCGCAGGAGCGCAUGCAGCUCUUCUUCGGCCUGGAGCUCCAGGAGGCCAAGCCGCACGGCAGCGCCUACCUGCUGGUGGACCGGCAGGACGACGCGGGCGACGGCGGCUGGCGCUUCCCCAAGAAGGGCAUCCUCAUGCCGCUGCUGAGCGUCAUCUUCCUCAACGGCAACUGCGCCUCGGAGGAGGAGAUCUGGGCCUUCCUCAGCACCAUGGGCAUCUACGACGGCAAGAGCGACUUCAUCUUCGGCGAGCCGCGCAAGCUCAUCACGCAGGACCUGGUGCAGGAGCAGUACCUGGUGUACCGGCAGGUGCCGCGCAGCGAGCCGCCGCGCUUCGAGUUCCUGUGGGGCCCGCGCGCGCGCGCCGAGACCAGCAAGAUGAAGGUGCUGGAGUUCCUGGCCAAGCUCAACGACACGGUGCCCGCCGCCUUCGUGCCCCACUACGAGGAGGCGCUGAAGGAGGAGCGCGAGCGCGGCCGCGGCCCGGCCCUCUCCCCCGCCCGCGCCCGCGCCCGGCGCGCCAUGGCGCUCUCGGCGGCCGCGCUCUCCAUGGCCCGGGGCAUGUCUUGCAAGGCCGGCGCCGGGCGCCAGGGGGCCCCACCCGAGUGA
Pipistrellus kuhlii (Kuhl's pipistrelle) is the source of this 1530-nucleotide messenger RNA. Its product is annotated as melanoma-associated antigen B2-like. The transcript is spliced from 2 exons. NCBI's taxonomy places the organism in Eukaryota, Metazoa, Chordata, Mammalia, Chiroptera, Vespertilionidae. The coding region runs from base 1 to 1530 and encodes 509 amino acids. Gene Ontology annotation, cellular component: nucleus. Gene Ontology annotation, biological process: negative regulation of transcription by RNA polymerase II. The record is from RefSeq and is a predicted model, not a curated record.